CUCAUUCACUGGCGGAGUCGCUGCAUUUAUAGACAGGGGGGCGUGACGUCAGUGUCUCGCGAGAUGAGACGUCGGGAUUAGCUGUCCGGCAGGAGUCAAGGCGCUAAACGUUAACCGCGUUGCGGGACUUUUAAACAGCGAUCCGGGGACUGCGGACUGUGUUAAGGAAAUUGGGACUGCCCCGGGAAAAGCGGGCGGUAUGUCCUCAGUUGUGUCCUCUCUCCUCUCUGCUGUAGUCUCUUGUCAGCCUGACUUGUAUUGUGACAACUUUAUCUGUGGGACUAGGAAGUUGUGAGGGUGCCGGGAGAGAGGACAUGCCGUUACUGCACAGAAAACCGUUCAUUCGACAAACCCCACCUCCGGAUUUACAACCAACCGAGGAGCUUUUCUACUGCCGAGUUACAAAUGAAAUCUUCAGGGACUACGAUGAGUUUUUUGAACGCACUAUUCUGUGCAACAGCCUAGUGUGGAGCUGCUCCCUAACAGGCAAAUCUGGCCUUACCUACCAAGAAGCACUUGAAUCCGAAAAAAAAGUGAGACAGAGCCUGAAGACCUUCCCGGAGUCCUUAAUCGUCCCUAUCUUGUACCUCUCCACACUUGUGAGACGCCAGCGGGCGACAGAUUUGUGUCAGGAAAUAUUUGCCUACGUGAAGGACAGAUUCUUUGUUGGUGAAACAGUGACUGUAGUGAGAAACAGCGGUGCAAGGUUGGAGUGCAAAAUCUUGGAUGUUAAACUCCCCCCUCAGCAAAAUGGUGUGGCUAAUGGCCACAUUAAUAAUGAUGAUGAUACCAUUGUUAUCAGUGAUAGUGAUGAGGAACCGCCUACUGAAACACCACACAUUAGGAAGCCAACUGAUCCCUCCUUAAUUAAAUAUAAAGUUAAGCCAAUUGAAAAGGAGCUAUAUGAAUCUUUUACUGUCAAAGGAUGUCAAAUCAGUCGAAAACCAUCGCUAUUUUCCCAAGACAGACUGAAACUUUUUCUGAAGCUUCACUGUGAAGCACAUGAUGGAAUAAUAAAGACUAAGGCAAAUUCAGUCGCAAAAUACCAGGUUUCUGUGGGAAACUUUCUAAAUUAUUUCCCUGAGGAGCCUCCGGAUUUUCAGCACUCACUUCCAAACAAAAAAAUAAGUGGAAAACCCCUUCCAAACAAGCACUUAAAUCGGGGCAAUGGAUUAGCAAACAAGCAAAAACUGAUCCAAGCUGCUAAAGAACGAGAGAGAAUUUUGAAACAGAAAAAGGAGCUGAAAGCAAUGGAAAUGGAAAAGGCAAAGAUGAGAAGAGAACGUGCAGAGGAGGCAAGAUCACGCAUGCAAGAGAAAUUUAUCAAGGAAAAGCAAAGGGAACAGCUGAAAAAAAUAGUAGAGGUGCAAAGGUUAAAGAAGAAAGAAGAGAAAGAGAGAAUAAAACUGGAAAAAGAGAAGGAAAGGGAGAAACUUCUUGAGGAAAAGAAGAAAUAUGCAGAACGUCUAAAACUGUGGAGCAAGCCUCGGGAAGAUUUAGAGUGUGAUGACCUUAAGGAGCUUCCUGAACCUACUCCAGUGAAAACAAGGCUCCCGCCAGAAUGUUUUGGAGAUGCCAUCAUGGUGUUAGAGUUCCUACAUGCAUUUGGAGACCUGUUUGAUCUUAAGGAUGAGUUUCCGGAAGGAAUGACAUUUGAGAUGCUAGAGGAAGCUUUGGUGGACAGUGACCCUGAAGGUCCACUUUGUGAACUUCUCUUUUUCUUCAUGAUUGCCAUCUUUCAGGCUAUGGCUGAAGAAGAGGAGGAAGUAGAAAAAGAACAAAUAGCAGAGGCUGAACCCAAAGAUUUGUCAGAAGCUUUGGAUGAAGAUACAGAUCCAACAACAUCUGCCCUUACAGCUGUGGCCACUUUAGCAGCAGUGUGGCCCCAACUACACCAAGGUUGCCGUCUAAAAGAACUAAAUUUGGACAGCUGCACGCUGUCUGAGAUUCUGCGGUUACACAUUUUGGCAUCUGGUGCUGAUGCAACUUUUGCUAAUGCUAAGUAUCGAUACCAAAAGCAAGGUGGAUUUGAUGCUACAGAUGAUUCUUGUGUGGAACUACGGCUCAGCAAUCCUACCAUCCUGAAGAAGCUUUCCACCAUAUCUGUUUAUGCCCUGCAACCUGGUGAGAAGUUGAUGAUUCUUCAUGCAUUGUGUGGGAAGCUGCUGACAUUAGUCGCCACAAGAGAUUAUAUUGAAGACUAUGUGGAAGAGCUGCGGCAAGCAAAACAGGAGUUCAGAGAGCUGAAAGCUGAACAGAAUCGAAGAGAACGAGAAGAGGCUGCUGCCAGGAUUCGCAAAAGAAAAGAGGAUAAGCUAAAGGAACAAGAGCUGAAGAUGAAAGAUAAACAAGACAAACUUAAAGAUGAAGAGAACAAAGACUUUUCCAAAGAUAUUGGAAAUGAAGAGCAAGAUGAGUUAGACACCAGCUCUGAGAACAAAGAUGCUGAGCAAAGGGGCCAGGAUUCAGCUUCUGAGGAUGAAGAAGAUGCUAAACCAACUGGCAAAAAAGGCAUCCGAGGCCAGAAGGGACUUAAAGAUGGGAAGAACAGAAAUAGGACUAGUGAUGGGGGACUGGAAAAGAAAGAAGAUUUGACUGCUGAGGAGGAAGAGCAGUUGCGGCAGGAAUACCUAAAACGAGAACAGGAAUUGGUGGAAAAGAUCCAGCAAGCAACUGCUUGCACCAACAUUUUCCCUCUAGGCCGAGAUCGAUGGUACAGGCGCUUCUGGACUUUCUUUUGUGUGCCGGGACUCUUUUUAGAAGAGGAUUACUCUCACCUCACUGAGGACAUGCUGCAGCCUCAGGCAGUUUCUAAACAAGAAACACCUCACAAGGACAUCACUGGAGUAAACGGCCAUGACUCUACAUCUCCUCUCCAAGAGAACAAGAAAGAGACCGAAACUCCAAAACCGAUAAACAAGCCAAAUCGCUGGUGCUACUACAGCUCUACAGAGCAGCUGGACAAACUGAUAGAAGCUCUAAACACAAGGGGCCACAGAGAAAGUGCCUUAAAAGAUACACUGCAACUGGAAAAAAGCAAGAUCUGUCAGAGGCUGGAUAGUUUCCCAGUUAAUCGCUUCAACAUUGCAGAUAACACUCCACCAACAUUAGACUUUAAGCCUUGUCGCGGAAAGUUGCUCAAUGCAUCUGAGAGUUUACCAGUAUCUGCCGAGAAACAGCUUGAGCUUCGACUCUGUGACCUCAUUCUGGACAUUGAAGAUAGAAUCUAUCAGGGAACCUUGGGGGCUGUUAAGGUACCAGACAGGCAAUUGUGGCGGGCGGCUCUUGAAAACAAUGCAUUAGAACUUCUGAACGACGAAGCAAAGGAAAAUGGUUCAUCAAAACCUAUAAACCAUGAAAUGGAGGAAAUGGAAAUUGACAUAAAGCAAAGUGCUAAAGACAGGCUUCUGGGGUUGAAGAAUGACACUCCUAGUGCUACAUCCACAAGUACCAACACUCCCCAACCAGUGAAUAAUGCUGUGCGGUAUCUAGCACGUGCACUGCUUCAGAUUGAGCAGGGAGUAGAACGCAAAUAUCUGAAGGCUCCUCUUGGAGAUGCUGAGGAUACUAAGAAAGAUGCAAAAUCAGACAAAAAGAAGAAAGAUGACAAAAAAAAGAAGGAUGAGGAUCAAAACAGUGAGAAAGAUGAUGUGAGUGAGAGUGGUCGUGUCCAAAGGACAGUGUUAGACCGUUGGAGAGAGUCAUUGUUGUCAUCUGGGAGCUUCUCUCAGAUAUUCCUUCACUUAUCCACUCUGGAUCGUAGCAUUUUGUGGUCCCGCUCUAUCCUCAAUGCGCGCUGCAAGGUCUGUCGUAAGAAAGGAGAUGGAGAGAGCAUGGUGCUAUGCGAUGGCUGUGACAGAGGGCACCAUAUCUACUGUGUUAGGCCCAAACUUAAAUAUGUUCCAGAAGGAGACUGGUUUUGUCCAGAGUGUCAUCCCAAACAACGCUCCCAUAGGUUGCCAUCCAGACAUAGAUAUUCAAUGGAUAGUGAUGAGGAAGAAGAGGAAGAACUUGACGAAGAGGAGGAGGAGGAGGAAGAAGAGGAGCAAGAAGAGCUAAGUGAAUCUGAAAAUGAGCAGGAAGAUGAAAUGUCUGAAGAAGAAAGCCCACCAAAAAGAGGGAGAGCCAAAGUGCAAUUGCCUUUGAAGAUGAGAGGUGGAAAAGCAACUGGCAAACUAGGGCCCAAGCCAAAAACAGGGAAGCAAAGUACACCCAAAAAUACUCGGCCUGCACAAAAAGGUAGAGGCCAAGGAAGAAAAACACGUUCUGCACCAUCUCUCGAACCUACAUCUCGCCUCUCUGCAUCUGAUUCCCCAGCCCAUGGAGUUUCACCUAAUUCUUCCCUUGUAGAUGUAGUUACUGUAAAUGGCAGAGGACGAGGUAAAGGAAAGGGAAGAGGCAGAGGUAGAGGACGAUUGCAGAAAUCUGCAGAUAACACACCAGCAAGCAGCCCCUUUGCUUUCCGCCCCUUUAGUUUAGAUUCCAAUGAGCCAACUCCACCUGGAAGAAAGCCAAGGUCACAGAGUUUGUUACCCUCACAGGCUGAGCCCAAAGGAAGAGGCAAAAAGUGCUUAUCUGGAGAUAUUUCUUCAUUGGAACAAGGAAACCGGAGGAGCUCAGGAAGGCAUCAUGGUGUACAUGAACUGUCAGCUUGUGAGCAGCUGGUUGUAGAGCUGGUCCGGCAUGAUGACAGUUGGCCUUUCAUGAGACUGGUGUCUAAAAAACAGGUUCCAGAUUACUUUGAUGUCAUCCAGAGACCUAUUGCCUUAAAUCUUAUCCGUGAAAAAGUGAACAAAUGUGAAUACAAAUGUGCAUCGGAGUUCAUAGACGAUGUCCACUUGAUGUUUUCGAACUGCUUUGAAUACAACCACCACAACAGCAACGAAGCCAAAGCAGGAAUUCGCCUCCAGUCUUUCUUCAUCACCGAGGCUCAGAAUUUGGGGCUAGAAGUGUCUCCUAACAACAGAGCUCCUGCCAAAACACCUCCUGCCAAAAGAUCUCGCUUUUAACCUUUCUUUACUUUUAUCAGGGAUUCCAGACAAGGGACCAAGGGUGCCAGUCCCCCACCUUCUCUCUUUCCUGGUUGCUAGGGGCGUAGCCUGCUGCAUCAUCAAAAGUAACGACAAGCACUGAAUUAUUAUUAUUAUUAUUAUUAUUAUUAUUAUUAUUCUAAUCAGCACUCAGGGGAAAGCAGCUUUAAUGGCUGCUGCAGCAGGUUCAUUCAUGUAUUUUAUACAAGUCUAUAUGUAUAUCAGAUUAAUGUUAGACUGUUCAUUCCUCCAUUUAAGGUAAGAUGUUUUAGACUCAUAGCCGUGCUACUGUGUCUGAACCUCUAAAGUUAUAAGGUUUCUAUGGUUACCGCUUAAUGAUAAAAAUGUUCUGAUCCGUUUUACCCUGUUUGCAGAUUUACAGUUGAAACGAUGGGGAAGAAAUGGCGACCCUAUAGUUUCGGGCCAAGCAAACACUACUUGAGUGAAAUAAAGUGGCUAUAUUUUUUGUGACUAAUGGAGUAUUUCAGAAUUUCUUACCUAGAUAUUUAUUUAGAAUCCCAUGAAAAUAUGCAAAUGUUUUUUUGUUUGGUUUAUUUUGUAUUUAUGACAUUUUUGUACUUGGAAGAUACCACUUGUGAUAUAAAUUUGAUAUUGUUCCUAUCGGGUCCUAAAGACUUAGGGUUUGAGCCUGGAAUUGACUUUUGGGGAGUGUUGCAACUAGAUAUACAGUUACUUACACAAGGGAAUUGCUGAUUUUUUGGCAUUUUUUUGUGCCGGUUCCAGUGUAAAAGAACAAUAAAGUUUCCUUUUCAAA
Molecule: messenger RNA, 5805 nt
Organism: Xenopus laevis (African clawed frog)
Lineage: Eukaryota; Metazoa; Chordata; Amphibia; Anura; Pipidae
Gene: baz1a.S
Product: bromodomain adjacent to zinc finger domain 1A S homeolog
Exons: 28
Coding region: 315-5009 (1564 amino acids)
Biological process (GO): chromatin remodeling; positive regulation of DNA replication; regulation of DNA-templated transcription
Cellular component (GO): CHRAC; nuclear chromosome; chromatin
Molecular function (GO): DNA binding
Source: RefSeq, a predicted model, not a curated record